This is a messenger RNA of Cottoperca gobio, 2960 nucleotides long. RefSeq names its product pyruvate dehydrogenase kinase, isozyme 4 (gene pdk4). Gene Ontology annotation, cellular component: mitochondrion. NCBI's taxonomy places the organism in Eukaryota, Metazoa, Chordata, Actinopteri, Perciformes, Bovichtidae. Gene Ontology annotation, biological process: regulation of glucose metabolic process; protein phosphorylation. The record is from RefSeq and is a predicted model, not a curated record. Gene Ontology annotation, molecular function: pyruvate dehydrogenase (acetyl-transferring) kinase activity. Bases 248 to 1480 code for a protein of 410 amino acids. The transcript is spliced from 11 exons.
CAGAGAUUACUGUUGGAAGUUGCAUUUGAAGGGCACACGCAACAACUUGCCGAGAUACGAGGUGCUCGAGAAAAACAAUGAUGGGGAACUCAUAACCGGCAUCAUUGAACAUGUUAAUCUAACGAAGGUGGUUCUUGUACGAAGCCCUUAGCUAGCUAACAGUCGUCAAACUGGAGCGUGCUGAAGAAAGAAAGGACAGUUGGUCCCCGUUACUCUGGACCGUUGCAGUCUGUUAAACACAGGGAAAAUGAAGUUCGCUCAGUUUUUGCUGAAAAAUGGCUCCGUCGCUGGUAUACCUAGACAAGUGGAGAGGUUUGCUAAAUUCUCCCCCUCUCCCUUGUCUAUGAAGCAAUUCAUUGACUUCGGCUCAGCCAAUGCAUGUGAGAAGACCUCUUUUGUGUUCCUGCGGCAGGAGCUUCCUGUCAGACUGGCCAACAUCAUGAAGGAGAUUGAUUUCCUCCCUGACAAGCUCCUCAGCACCCCAUCCCUAAAGCUCCUCAUUAGCUGGUAUUCACAGAGUUUGUUGGAGAUUGUAGAUUUUCUAGAACAGAAUCCAGAUGACAAGGAGGUCCUGACGAAAUUCACACAGACUCUGGUAAACGUCCGUAAUCGGCACAACAACGUGGUGCCCACCAUGGCUCAGGGUGUGGUGGAAUACAAGGAUGCCUUUGGCGUGGACCCCGUCACCAACCAGAACGUUCAGUACUUCCUGGACCGCUUCUACAUGAGCCGCAUCUCCACACGCAUGCUCAUGAACCAGCACACAUUAAUCUUCGAAGGCAGCGCGAACCCAGCACAUCCCAAACAUAUUGGCAGCAUCGAUCCCAGCUGUGAUGUGGUGGAGGUAGUAAAAGAUGCCUAUGAGACUUCAAAGAUGCUGUGUGAGCAGUAUUACCUGACCUCUCCUGAAAUGGAGAUCACAGAAGUCAAUUCCAAAAACCCCGACCAGCCCCUCCACAUUGUCUAUGUGCCAUCCCAUCUCUACCAUAUGCUGUUUGAGCUUUUCAAGAACGCCAUGAGAGCUACAGUAGAGACCCACGAGACAAGCUACACGUUGCCGCCGAUCAAAGUGCGAGUCUCACUGGGACCUGAGGACCUCACUAUUAAGAUGUCUGACAGAGGAGGCGGAGUUCCUCUGAGGAAGAUUGAGCGUCUGUUCAGCUACAUGUACUCCACAGCUCCCAGUCCUGUCCAUGAAGACAACUCUCGCAAUGCACCACUGGCUGGUUUUGGCUAUGGCCUGCCCAUCUCCCGUCUGUAUGCCAAGUAUUUCCAGGGAGACCUUCAGCUUUACUCUAUGGAGGGCUAUGGCACCUCAGCUGUCAUAUACUUGAAGGCCUUGUCCUCAGAGUCAGUGGAGAGACUUCCUGUUUUCAACAAGUCAGCCUUACGGCAUUACCAGACGAGCAUAGAGGCCGACGACUGGUGCAUGCCCAGCAAGGAUCCAAAGAAACUGGGCAAUUCCAAGAGAACGCGCUAAAAUAGUUUGAAUAAUAGAAUUACGAAGAGAAAAGGGUCCAUGUUUGAAGAAAUGGAUGAACUUGUACUCUAAGCGGGAGAAGGCUGCAAAAAGGAAUGUGGAUUCCUUUUCUCACAGAGACGAACCUAGAUGGAGAAAAAUGCUCAUUGUUGGUGCCAAGAACUAGAACAAAUGUAUAUAAAUAACUGAGCUGAACUAUUACUACCAGCCUCCAAGCAAUUUAUAUUAUAUGGCAACGAUUACUGGCUGCUAAUGGCAAUGGAAAAAGUCAAGUAUUAAUGUCCCUUUGCCUCAUUACACUCACAUUUCAGUUCUAAUAAUAUGGUAACUCUAUGAAGCAGGAAUGGUGUUGGAGUUCGUCAGGGUUUCUUUCUUUCAAAAUGUAUCGUUUAACAAUCUAAAGACUGGCAAAUGGUUAAUUCAGUUAAUGGGUAAAGUUGUGUGUUUUCAGUGAAAUGUGUACCUUGCCAAAGCCAGCUGCAGCGGCGUCACUUCAAAGACACCAGCAUAAACACAAAGUGAGCAAAGUCUGUUCCCCCACUUUAGCUCACGUCAGAGUUUCAGUCCUACACAACUUGCAGCAUUGCUUCACACGUAACGUCUGCAUUCAUUGCAUUUCAGUGCUCAACUACAGCGUUGUAGAGACACUAUAAAAAUGAUUUGCACUGGUUAUGCAUGCUGUGAAAUGACAUUUAAUGUAAAGUCACAUUUAUUUCCAACCUUUAGCUUCUUCAAUAUAAGAUGUAAACAUGCUUGAUGGAUGUUCAGCAAAAAUGAAAAAAUGUGCCUUUCUGGAGAAGUGGAAUUGUAAAAACAUAGCAUUGCAACAUAUUUGAAGUUAAUAUGUGUGAUUGAACUGUGCAUUGUAUUUUAACUGCCAAGUUAUCGUGACCUUCACAAUAAUAAUUUUCCCUUUGUUGGAACUGGUGUGAAAUUAGUAGCAGUAGGAACCAAAAUACACACUUUUAAAACUUUUUCCAAGAAUGUUUUCAGUGUUUUUGUCCAGAGUAACUGUCUAGAACUGCACAGUUUACCUCUGGUGCAUUAAUAAUAUCUCCCUACGUGUUUUGCAAUGAUGCAUGUGUUGUAAAUGUAGGUGACUUACUUUAAAGGGUGUGUAGGCCUGUGUGAAAUAUUGCAACAUGUAGCAGACAAUAGGAACACCACAGGCCGACAGUUAGACAACGCCAUAUGUAAGCUGUAUUGAUCCAAUAGAUAAAUGAUCAUUUCACUACAUGCCAGUCAUACUUUGCAAACACUGUACUUCUCAGUUCAGUCUUUGGCGAGUUUGUAUUGUUUAGAAUUGCCUUGAGAUUUUGUUGAUUAAAGUAUAAACUCACUCAUUUUAGAUUUAUAUAUAAUUGUUUAACUGUCUGCACCAACAGACAUGUUUGCAUUUUAUACUGUGAUCUUUGCUCAAGUUGUGGUUCGUCACUAAAAGGACCAGUGAAUGUAGAAAAUAAAACUUCUCAAUACGUCA